GGGCGCCUUCCUCGGCAAAAUACAACCGAGAUUCAGUCGAGUUGGGAACUUUGGUGUGUCCACACAGUAGUUUUGCGUUCGAUUUUUCUUAAGAAAUUUUUGUGCUAUAGCGGUUAAUAAAAUACCAAGUUAACCCACUGAAUAUAUAUAAUAUACAUUAUAUAUGUGAAAAAUAGAACUUCAAACUGAGGAAAAAUAAUUCAAUUUCACGGCGUGUUGUUGUGGUGCCGAUAAAUAAACCCAUUUAAUGUGGAAAAAAUAAAAAAAAAUCCAGAUAAGUUGUGCACUUCAUAUAAGAACUUGUUGAUUUUGCAUAAGACUGGACACUGUCGCGAAAUACCGCAUUUGUGCUUUUUUGCCGCAACCGCCAACCCUGAAGUUCAAUUAAAAGAGAAUAAAAACGAUUUUUUUCACUGGAAAACACUUGGUGUGCAUGAGAGUCAAUUUAAAGUCUAAUUUUUGUGAUAAUUCAAUUUAAAAUCCACUGUUAAUUCCCAUUCAAAGUGAACUUAAUUGUGUGCCUGGGUUCUUCCUGUUUGUUUGUACCACCACCGCAGCAGCAGCAUCAGCAGCAUAAGCAAGAUCUUGAGGAUUUAAGAGUCUGCUUGCAUUUGCCAUCAGCAUCGGUUGUCCAGAUGAUCAUCGGUUAAUGGCUAAAUAUCCAACGUUGAGUGCGCGCAACUGAUGAACCUGCAAAGGAAAGAGAGCAUAUUUGAAGAAAUCUUCGGCAACUUGUAUUGGCUCUUCCAUUAAAAUUAUUUGCCUGGCCUUUUCAUCUCACUGCGAGACACUCAGGUUGAUUGCAAAUUCAGAGCACGACGCAGUGAAGCUCCUGGAUUUCCACGGAGGUGUUCUGCACACGGAUCAGUGGAGAUUUGCAUGAGUCGUGUGCUGGCGAGCAUACACCCUACCCUUUGGACGAAAUGUGAUCGGGGCUUAGGAUACUCUGUGGCUACAAAGUAAUCAAGCAGGAGUGUCGCAUUGCAAGACAAGCAAAGCCCUCCACGAACCCACAGUCAUGGCAGCAACAGAUGGUCAAAUAAUUCUCGCUGCUUCAAGAUUUGGAGACACGGUGCCAGUUUAUCUCAGGGAAUUCGCAAAGACGCCACUUCCAGCUGUGGCUAAAAUUGUCAAGGGACAGCAUCAUAAUUUGGGCGUGCCAACACUCUCAAAUCCAUCACUCCAGAGUACGGCGCUCUUCCUCACAGCCGGCAGGAAGUACCAGAUUCUUGCGCAACCCAUCAAAAUUAAGGAAGGUCGUAAAACAACCAAUGUCGGUCCAAAGGUCCUCAUCCCAGAAACAUAUCCAGGAUACUUUGAACUACUAAGUGAAGAUGGUAGAUCAACGAGGUGCAUCGAUACGGUGCUGGAUUUGUCAAAACGCCGAAACUUCCGCGUUCUCGUGCGUGAGACAUUUAGGUGCAAUCACAACAGCAAAACCGUUCACGCUGGAGAAAUUCUCACGACACUCUCCGACAAUGGCAAAUAUUUGCAGUGUCGCACAUCCAAAGAUGAAAUCGUCAAUCUGCCACUUGAAGCCAAAGCAAAAUUCUCACCCAUUGCAAAGGAGGACAGCAUUAGUGGCGUUCACACCGUUAAGAAUCUUCUGCAGAAGAGAAUGCCAAUCGUUGUGAGGUUAGUCUACGGGAGUGCUCCGAAAGGUCUCAAGACCCCCUUUGUACCGGAAUUACGCCUCCUUGGCUGUGUGGAAGUUGAUCGUGUUUUUGCGCUGCCAUUGCAGAAGGACAUGGACCUCGUGUCGGUGCCUCUGAAUGUGAAGAUUAAACUUCAGCGUGCCAAAAAUAUGGAGCAGUUGGAGAACUUCAUUGAGUAUAGUCGCUUCCUGGAGAAGGCACAGCGAUUGCUGGCAGAUGCACGUGAUCGCCUUCAGGUAAUUGAUCUCAAAUUGUCCGAAAAGAAGGAGUCAUCGAAGCACAGUAGUGUCAGUCGGAAGCCCUUGCUACUAACUACAUGCGCUGAAAAUGGCUAUGUCCUGCGCAAGAGUGCCAGCUGUGAAUCCUCCAAGUACAUGCAGUCAUCGAAUUAUGGUACAAUUGCCGAUGAAUAUGAUGAAAUUGAUCAAAUAUAUGACUAUGUGAGAGGAUUUGCACCCCUACCGAAGAGUGCAGCACGCAUUGAGGCCAUACAUGAGCCACCAAUUGGCACAUCAAAGACAAGUGAGAUCUCAAAAUCAACGCAUGUUGAUAAUUCGGGUACGUACAGCAGCCUCAUCAAUAGGAGUGUUAACAACAAUAGCCAGGAACAUAAACCACUGCACCACCAUCAUCAUCAUCAUCACAAUCAUGGCCAUAGCUUCCCAACGGACGAUGGGAAGCCAAUUCCUCCGCCAAUUGAGACAAUCCCCGGUAAGAAGUUGGCAGAGAAGCGACAGAGACCCACGUUACCAAAGCUUUAUGUGAAAAAUGGCGUCGGCCAUAGCCAGAAGUCGCCAAAUGGAAAUACGCCAGUAAUCACCGCAAAUGCAAAAGAGCCGCUCGAGCCGCAGAGUCCUCUAUUCCACAUCAGAUAUAAGAGCUUGAGUAGCCUCCAAUUGAACACGGACUCCCAUCCAACCACACCGAUCUCCACGACACCCAAGAGCCAGGAAAAGUGUCAUCAGCUGACAAAGAGUGCCAGUGCUGGGCGCGAGGGGACACUCGAUUCGUCACGCAGCGGUGGACGUACAUCGGGUGACUCUAAGUUGCCGGAAAAGAAGACGCGACGUCUCUCCCGGCCACGCAGCCUCUCAAAUCUCGUCUGGGAGCUUCGUCCACAGAAGGACAAAUCCAAGAAGAAGCUGUACGUCCAUCAAUUUCACGACCAUCGGCACCAGGGGACACUCUACCUAUAGAACAUGUGAAAAGAAAUUCAUCAAAGCUGUGCAAAUGAGGCAUAAAGAUUUCAACAGUUUCAAUUAACUGGCCGAGGUGGAAAUAAGCACAUAAAGAAAGCUAUAUAGUCCCUACGCAGGAACACCAUCAAGAUGGAGCCUCAGAAGAGAUAUUAUAAAGAAAAACCAGUAGAUUUGUCGCUUUUAAGUGUCAAUUUUAAAUUUGAAUGAUAAAGAAAAAAUUAAGCAAUUGUGCUUCAUUUUAGAUUUUAUGAUUUUGCUUGUAAGUUUUUGAGUCUUUUUGAUGUGAUUUAUAAAAUGAAAUGUCUUAAACAAAAAAGAACAUAAUUAGCAUGUAGUUUAUGCGGUGGAAAAUAUUCUUCCAUCCAGCAAUUCCAUUCACUUUAUAAAGUGAUUUUUUCUAUAUAUUAGGUAUAUUUUAUUGUCGAUUGUAAGUGGAUCCACACACUUUUACUUUUGGUAAAAAAAAUCUUUUACACACACAAAACUUAGAUUUUAGACACUCCUUUUCCCUUUUAGAUAUUUUCAUGUAGUAGCAGAUUUUUUUUUAAAAUUCUUUCUGCAAAAUGCGAAAAAUUCAAGUUCGUCUGCAUUUUGCCCAUGGCGUCCACAUUAUUUGUGUGUAAGGACGCUGUGUGCCGCCAUUGCAGAUGAAAUUUCUAUUUUUCGCAUCCUUUGUGCAACGUGCGUCACAAUUAUUGCAACAAUUUACUGUACUGAAAUAAGGUUUAUUGAUUUUUUUUACAGUGUAAUGACAUUUAAUGAAAAAUAAAUUUCCUUCAAAUCAUA
Lutzomyia longipalpis is the source of this 3640-nucleotide messenger RNA. RefSeq lists its product as uncharacterized. NCBI's taxonomy places the organism in Eukaryota, Metazoa, Arthropoda, Insecta, Diptera, Psychodidae. The transcript is spliced from 8 exons. The record is from RefSeq and is a predicted model, not a curated record. Bases 1019 to 2851 code for a protein of 610 amino acids.